AAAAGAUUGAAGUACAGCACUUUAAAAGGGGACAAAUGAAAAUAUAGUUUAGCUUAUUAAGGAUAAAAAAGUUCUUCAUCAACAAACUUUAUCAACAGCCUUAAACAUAAAACCUUGCAAGUGUUUUGUGUCAAGAAGCUUUUCAGCCUAUACUUAAAAUAGUUUAGCAUGUUGAUACUUCUUUCACAAGUUACUUGCGUAAGUGCAAAAAGCCAGGCUUAUCAUUACAAAAUAAAGUCAAUGGCAUUGUGAAUAUUCCUUCGUUAACUUUAUCGUUUUGGGAUUCAUCAUGGCUCUUGAAUCAGUUGAACCAAACUGACGAGAAAGUCAGUCAAGUCCUAAAGUUCUUUUAUGAAAGACAGCAAGGAAUAAAACUUCUGUGUCAAUCUUCAAGGGAAUUGAGAAGUUUCAAUGGCAGCCGACGCUAAAUAUCUUCUUAGUUUAGUAACGCAUGAGGCGGAGGUGAGUUACAGAGGCGAGGCGGACCUGCAUGAACAUCUUAUCUGCUGCAGGAAGAACCCUGACCAUACCACAUUCUUUCCUGUUGAUGACUUCACCAUCCAGCACUUACCCGAGCGUUACCGAGAUCCUGAUCUUUUCGACCUUGUCAAGGUCACUUCUGACAUUACCGUUAGAGUCGCGGUAGACUACACCGACGAAUCCCGGCCUGAGUUUUACCCGGGGACAAACGUCCCCUAUCCAUUUUUCGAGACUAUCGGCAAGAAACUAUUGAGAACCGGAACUGGGCGUGUCUGGGAUGUCAGAAAGUUGACCAAUGAGGACGAGGUUUGCUGUCCUUGCAAGGCGUGUCAAAGUUCAGAAACGCCCACAAAAACUUGGGGCCAGAUCAAUGUCAUUACGGCUACGCACGUGGUGUUUAGCGUGUCCGAAGCCAAAAGAUCGACUUGCAGGCUGGGCUUCAACAGCAAAGGCUGCGAGUAUGUGGAGGUGGAAGGAGUUGGAAAAGACGGAUCAGACAUUUUCGCAGAUAGGUACUUGCUGACCUGUGUGACGCACGACGUAGAGCUCGUUGAUAGGCUGAGAAAAUCUGUAGAUCUCUACAAUGACUUGUGCUUCAAAGUCUUCAAGAAAUACUACAACACUAAAGACGAGGACCGACUCACCAUCAUUGUGUCUCACCCACACGGGUGCUCCAAGCAGAUCUCCCUGGGCGAGUGGACCGCGAAGUACGAGGUCAGCCGCGGAACCACUAAGUAUUCCUACACGGCCUGCACUUGCCCCGGCAGCAGCGGGGCGCCGGUCUACACCUUGGGGCGGUCUGGAUGGCGUUGGAUGUAUUCACAUGUUCACAGCGGGGCUGCAAGUGAUGUCAAUUUUAGCGGCCUCGGUUGGGAGAGCUAAUUAGCAUGCAAAUAAAUUUGUAUCAUUAUAAUGCAGACAAUGGAAGAUGAAGUUGCUUACAUAUGCUGGUUCUGUGCCCGAGAAGUUACUUAAAUCGUCUUGAAUACACUGCUCUCACUUUGUGAUUAACGUCGACAUCAUUGAUUUUGAU
Messenger RNA from Biomphalaria glabrata, 1513 nucleotides. RefSeq lists its product as uncharacterized. The transcript has 3 exons. Bases 412 to 1362 code for a protein of 316 amino acids. The record is from RefSeq and is a predicted model, not a curated record. Lineage: Eukaryota; Metazoa; Mollusca; Gastropoda; Planorbidae.